This is a messenger RNA of Trichoderma aggressivum f. europaeum, 294 nucleotides long. RefSeq lists its product as uncharacterized. The transcript is spliced from 2 exons. The coding region runs from base 1 to 294 and encodes 97 amino acids. The record is from RefSeq and is a predicted model, not a curated record. NCBI's taxonomy places the organism in Eukaryota, Fungi, Ascomycota, Sordariomycetes, Hypocreales, Hypocreaceae.
AUGAACGCCGCACAGACUGGAAUCGAGAACCUCGAUCUUGAAAAGCUCAACGAUAAGGAUAAGACGGAGCUGCGCCAGUUUCUUGCGAAUGAGCAGCAGCGGUCGCAGAUUCAAGCCCGUACGUCUAUGAUUGCUAGGGAGCUGGGAAUGAUUUGCUGGAAAAAGUGCGUGACUGGGAACAUCAAGGGCGCGAAGCUGGACAAGGGCGAGGAAGGGUGUUUGGCGAAUUGCGUGGAUCGGUUUUUGGAUAUUAACUUCUUGACGAUGAAGCAUUUGAAUAACAUGCGGUCAUGA